GGCUUUGUGGAUAGCCAGUUCGGGGUCCUGAGAUACUAGCGGACUGUGAGCUGAGUGAAUACUCUUUAAGAAAACCCUCAGGAUGCUAAAGAAAGUCAUGGCCCCCUACAAUGAGAUCAGGAAUUGUCUGGGGAACAGAUUUAGACUUCCAGGCCCCUACAGGCAGUCCACCACUAGGUGGUGAGCUUUGUGAAUGAUUGAAAGAAUGCAGGUGACAUCAAGCCCUCUAACACUAAAGAGCUGAAGGUAUACAUGUGAUACUUCCUCUGGAUCAGAUGUCAUCCACCAGCAGUCUUGACAUUGUCCAUACGUCCCUGCAAGUCACGGAGAUUUCAACUCAAAGAGGAUGAUGAAUCGACUGAGGGGGAUCCUUCAAACAUCUCCAUGCACUUUGCUGUGGAGAAGGUUCCAGGUUCCAACGUCCAUGCCAGUGAGGCCCUGCAGUCUCUAUACCUGCACCUACAGAACCCGCAACCGAGCCUUGCCGCCUCUCUGGGAAAAUCUCGACCUUGUUCCAGCAGGUGAUCGACAGUCACCAAUCAACAUCCGGUGGAGGGACAGUGUUUAUGACCCUGGCUUAAAACCACUCACCAUCUCCUAUGACCCAGCCACCUGUCUCCACAUUUGGAAUAAUGGGUACUCCUUCCUGGUGGAAUUUGAAGAUUCUACAGAUAAAUCAGUGAUUGAGGGAGGACCUCUGGAAAAUAACUACCGAUUGAAGCAAUUUCAUUUUCACUGGGGAGCCAUUGAUGACUGGGGCUCUGAGCAUACUGUGGACAGCAAAUGCUACCCAGCAGAGCUGCACUUGGUACAUUGGAAUGCAGUAAAAUUUGAAAGUUUUGAGGAUGCAGCCCUGGAAGAAAAUGGAUUGGCUGUGAUAGGAGUGUUUUUAAAGCUAGGCAAACAUCAUAAAGAGCUACAGAAAUUGGUUGAUACUUUGCCAUCAAUUAAGCAUAAGGAUACCCUUGCAGAAUUUGGUUCAUUUGACCCUUCCUGCUUGAUGCCCACCUGCCCAGAUUAUUGGACCUACUCUGGAUCUCUGACGACCCCACCUCUCUCAGAGUCUGUAACAUGGAUCAUUAAGAAGCAGCCAGUAGAGGUUGAUCAUACUCAGCUGGAGCAAUUUCGGACCCUUCUUAUCACUUCUAAAGGGGAGAAAGAGAAACGAAUGGUGGACAACUUCCGGCCCCUCCAGCCACUGAUGAAUCGCACUGUUCGCUCAUCCUUCCGUCAUGAUUAUGUGCUGAAUAUACAAGCAAAACCCAAGCCAGCUGCCAGCCAAAUGGUGCCCUAGACUAUUUAUAAUAGGCAGUAUCUUGCUUUAUUCAUAUUAGCUUUUAAGCACUUCCAUUUCAUGAUAUUCACAAAUGCACAUUACUUAUUACCUUUUGUCAUUUCUAAGUUAUCCUUAGGCAGGGACUGGGAGACAGAAGAAAACAAAAUAACUGAUUGGUUAACAUCAAGUUAUUUAGAUUAUCCUUUUUCUAUGAAAAGAUUACUGAUUAGUUAAUAUCAAGCUACUUAUGUUACCCUUUUUUUGUGAAAGGAUUAGGGCUGAAGGGAUGUUGUUACUAUGCCAACUGAAACUGGUCUCUGGGAAAUUUGACUAUUCUGUGUGUAAUCCUGAUUUCCUGGAAGGUAAAAUACAUAGGUUUAUUCUCUGCUUGAUGAAAUGGAACUUUAUUGUGAAUGACUCCAUUUUGACUUUAGUUUGUUGCAGCCUAUUAUAAGAGUUUAGUACAAAAUAAUUGCUUGUAGUCUCUCCCCUUUGGUCAGACUUUCACCACCAACAUGCAUUAGUGCUACUGUGAAAUACCAUCAUUUUGGGCUGCCAGUCCUCAGGGGUCAUUGAUUUGUGGAUUAAGUGUACAUUCAUUGUUUUGGGGUGAUUUACUCAUCUUUGAGAUAAGCUAUUUAGUAAAUGAAUUCUUUUAUUUGAUUGAUAAUAAUGCUUAACAACUGUAAUAUCAGCACAAAACACACCUUUCUUCUACAGAAACAAGUGGGUAGUUUUAUAUAUUUUUAUAUCUGAAAUAUUUUAGAUAUCUUUUUGUGUUCAUCAAUGAAUGGUUCUAUAGAGUUUUUUUAGCCAGUAUUACAAUAAAAAAUAUUUAACUGGUAAAGGCACAUUGAUCAUAGAACAUAAAGCCUUUAAGAAAACAGCUGUGAGGCCCAUAGCCGGGUUGAACAUUGGCCAUAUUUUAAAUAUAUUUUAUGUCAUAACAUGACUGUGUAUUUUUUAUUAUAGCUUCUUAGUAAGCAUAUUUUCCCCAGUUUUUAGCUCCCAUUGCUAGCAUCUGAAAUGCCUAACUAUUAGCAAAUUAUUAUUAUAUAUAUAUAUUUAAGUAAUAGAGGUGGUGAGGUUGAUUGGAACAAUACAUAGUAAACACAUGUUGAAAUGUAACAAUAAAAUCUCCCUCUGUAUUAAUGUAAGCUAAUUUAAAAGAAAAAAAAGAAAUUUCGUAAGCAUAAUAUGAACAUUUACUAUCUCUAGAAAUCCUUUUACAUUUUUUGAAAAUCAGAUAAUUCCACUUAAAGUCUUGGAAAUCAUAUAGAAGGCAUAUGCAGGAUGCCUUAAUAAAAUGUUUUAAAUGCCA
Messenger RNA from Perognathus longimembris pacificus (Pacific pocket mouse), 2597 nucleotides. RefSeq names its product carbonic anhydrase 5B (gene Ca5b). NCBI's taxonomy places the organism in Eukaryota, Metazoa, Chordata, Mammalia, Rodentia, Heteromyidae. The record is from RefSeq and is a predicted model, not a curated record. Bases 347 to 1294 code for a protein of 315 amino acids. The transcript is spliced from 9 exons. Gene Ontology annotation, cellular component: mitochondrion; cytoplasm. Gene Ontology annotation, molecular function: carbonate dehydratase activity; zinc ion binding.